AUGAGCGCAUUUCAGAGAGGACGGGAAGAAGAAUGUCAAGUCAACAUCUGUGAGAACUUCAAAGACACAUCACCCCAUUGUGUGGCAUGCGGUGCCAUGCUAGCUGAUGUAAAACAUUCUCCUGUUAUUAGGCAUUUUGGAUUACAGCUCCUUGAACAUUUUGUGAGAUUCAAAUGGAAUGAUGCUACUGUGGAACAGAAAUUACAGUUCAAGAACCUGACGAUAGAAAUGAUCACUAAGAAGAGCACCAAUGUCCUGGAAGAGGAGAACUUCAUCAAAGAGGGCCCAGUGAAGAUUGUUGUUGAGAUGAUCAAAAGAGAAUGGCCUCAACAAUGGCCAAGCUUACUGGAGGAGCUCGAUCAGAUGUGUCAAAUUGGGGAUAGUCAGACUGAACUUGUUCUUCUUAUCUUGUUGAGAUUGGUAGAAGAUGUGGUUUCAUUCCACAACGUUCAGCAGGGGAGACGGCGGAAGGACCUCUGGCAAGCCCUGAAUGCUAACAUGUCUCAGAUUUCAUCCUUCCUUAUCAAAGUUCUAGAGAUGUACUCGGAGAAAUACCAGUCAUUGGAGUCUUCAGCACCGCAAAGUAGUGAGGCCAAAUCUGCCUGUAAGGUGACCCAGACGGUCCUUGUGACCAUGUGUGGCUUCGUAGAGUGGAUGGAUGCUAAACAUCUCUACAAGGAAGAGAAUCGCCUCCUCAUCUUCCUCUAUAAGCUCCUUAGGAACGAAGAGCUGAAGAUGCUGGCAGCAGAGUGCUUGCAACUCAUUGUACACAGAAAGGGCAAGAUAGACGAAAGAAAACCCCUGAUGGUGCUAUUUUGUGAUGUAGCUAUGACUGAACUCUUCAAUGCUGCUGUGAAAGCUUGCAGUGCAGGUCUUGAUGAAAAGAAUCACUUGUUUUUGAAGAAGCUUUGUCAGGUCAUUACAGGUUUGGGUUCACAGAUGUGUGCAAUAUGGGUAAUGGAAGGGGAAUCAUUCGUACCACCAAGCAACCUUGCUUCCUACCUGAAGACAUUGUAUAGUUUCACCCAGCAUGCUAGUACACACGUCUGCCAUCUAACAUCUGCUAGCUGGAUGGCUUUCCUACGGCAUGAGCAUAUGUCGCGUACCCAGGCCAUGCUGGAUAUUAUACCAAGCCUCUGCCAGACGUUCAUUACCACAAUACAAAAGCUUGGCUACCCAUCUCGGAACGACUCUGCUGCAUGUGCCUAUUCAAGGAUUGAUUUCGAUUCAGAUGAGGAAUUCUUCCUUUUCUUUUCAUCUCACAGAUACAAUCAACUGGAGAUUCUAAGAUAUGCAACAGCUCUUUGUCCUGAGACUACAUUAACGAUAGCAGCACAUUGGUUGCAAGAGGUUUUGGCUGCUCCCAUUGAGAAAGAAGAAGGUAAGGAGCUGUGUACAAAUCUUUGUCCAUCAGCAAUCAGAUGGGAUGCUAUGUCUAAUUACCUUGAUGUUGUAAUAACAGCCUUGAUCAAGAAGGAUCAGUUACCAACACAACAAGCUGUAGAACUUCUCCAAGCAACUCUCAACACUAGAAUAGAGGACCCAGUGAUACUGUCUUUCCAGCUUACCUGUAUAUCAACCUUGUUUCCUGUACUAUAUCAUUCCAAGCAGCAUGUGGAGAGUGUAUUGGAUAAGCUUUUUGCUGCUGCUGUCUUCUCCUUGCCUGGGUUGACUAAGGUAAAGUACUUGCAAAUCUUCUUUGGUAAACAAAACAAAAGACUACUAAAAGGGUUAUAUAUUAACGUGGUAGCAGUCGGUCCACAUCUCAGAUAG
Messenger RNA from Lytechinus pictus (painted urchin), 1773 nucleotides. RefSeq names its product exportin-5-like. Gene Ontology annotation, cellular component: nucleus; cytoplasm; RNA nuclear export complex. Gene Ontology annotation, biological process: RNA export from nucleus; protein export from nucleus. NCBI's taxonomy places the organism in Eukaryota, Metazoa, Echinodermata, Echinoidea, Temnopleuroida, Toxopneustidae. The record is from RefSeq and is a predicted model, not a curated record. Gene Ontology annotation, molecular function: small GTPase binding; nuclear export signal receptor activity; RNA binding. The transcript has 15 exons. The coding region runs from base 1 to 1773 and encodes 590 amino acids.